AUGGGAAACGACAAAGGAUUCGACGCCAAGAAAUUCGCCCUCGACCUUGUGACCGGUGGAACCUCUGCCGCCGUCAGCAAGACUGUCGUCGCCCCCAUUGAGCGAGUCAAGCUUCUCCUGCAGGUGCAAGAUGCUUCUACCACCAUCGCCGUCGACAAACGCUACAAGGGUAUCAUCGAUAUCUUGGUUCGUGUGCCCAAGGAGCAAGGCUACGCCGCCUUGUGGCGUGGUAACUUGGCCAACGUCAUCCGGUACUUCCCGACACAGGCCUUGAACUUCGCCUUCAAGGACACCUACAAGAAGCUCUUCGUGGAGGGAUACGACAAGAAGAAGGACUUCUGGAAAUUCUUCGCUGGAAACCUUGCAUCUGGAGGAGCCGCUGGAGCUACGUCGCUUUGCUUCGUCUACCCAUUGGACUUUGCUCGUACCCGUUUGGCUGCUGAUGUCGGAAAGGGAGCCACUCGCGAGUUCAACGGACUUGCCGACUGCCUCGUCAAGAUUGCGAAAUCCGAUGGACCAAUUGGACUCUACCGUGGAUUCUUCGUCUCGGUGCAAGGAAUCAUCAUCUACCGUGCCGCCUACUUCGGAAUGUUCGACACUGCCAAGAUGGUCUUCCAAGGAGAUGGUAAGAAGCUCAACUUCUUCAUGACCUGGGGCAUUGCUCAAGUGGUCACUGUCGGAUCUGGAAUCCUCUCAUACCCAUGGGACACCGUUCGUCGUCGCAUGAUGAUGCAGUCUGGUCGCAAGGACGUCCUCUACAAGAACACUUUGGACUGUGCCUUGAAGAUCGUCAAGAACGAGGGAGUCAGUGCCAUGUUCAAGGGAGCCUUGUCCAACGUCUUCCGUGGUACUGGAGGAGCACUCGUGCUUACAUUCUAUGAUGAGAUUCAAGCUAUUCUUGCAAAA
This is a messenger RNA of Mesorhabditis belari, 906 nucleotides long. The record is from the annotation of a GenBank genome assembly. NCBI's taxonomy places the organism in Eukaryota, Metazoa, Nematoda, Chromadorea, Rhabditida, Rhabditidae.